This is a messenger RNA of Eptesicus fuscus (big brown bat), 4191 nucleotides long. RefSeq names its product REST corepressor 1 (gene RCOR1). Bases 228 to 1661 code for a protein of 477 amino acids. Lineage: Eukaryota; Metazoa; Chordata; Mammalia; Chiroptera; Vespertilionidae. Gene Ontology annotation, cellular component: transcription regulator complex; histone deacetylase complex. Gene Ontology annotation, molecular function: transcription corepressor activity. The transcript has 12 exons. The record is from RefSeq and is a predicted model, not a curated record. Gene Ontology annotation, biological process: negative regulation of DNA-templated transcription; regulation of transcription by RNA polymerase II.
GAGUAGUUGGAGCAGUGAAGUGCGGGCGGUGAUGAGAGCGAAAGUUGCGCUCGGCUCGGCGCUGGGGGCUUGAAGCGGCCCCGCGCUCCGCCCGCCCGGGCCGCCCCCAGCCCCUGCCGCGCCCGCCGGGCCCCCGCGCCCGCCGCGCCCCCGUCCCGUCCCGUCCCGGCGCCCCCUCCUCAGGAGCCGGGGUCCCCGUCACUCUCGCGCGGCCCCGGCCCCCGCUGAUGCCGACCAUGGUGGAGAAGGGCCCCGAGGUGUCAGGGAAGCGGAGAGGGAGGAACAACGCGGCCAGCGCCGCCGCCUCGGCCGCCCCCGCCUCGGCCGCCUCGGCCGCCGCAGUCUCCGCCGCCGCCGCCGCCUCCUCCUCGGCCGCCUCGGCCGCCGCCGCCCCCAAUAACGGGCAGAAUAAAAGUUUGGCGGCGGCGGCGCCCAAUGGCAACAGCAGCAGCAACUCCUGGGAGGAAGGCAGCUCGGGCUCGUCCAGCGACGAGGAGCACGGUGGCGGCGGCAUGCGGGUGGGACCCCAGUACCAGGCGGCCGUGCCCGACUUCGACCCCGCCAAAUUAGCAAGACGCAGUCAAGAACGAGACAAUCUUGGGAUGCUGGUCUGGUCACCUAAUCAGAAUCUAUCAGAAGCAAAACUGGACGAGUACAUCGCCAUCGCCAAGGAGAGGCACGGCUACAACAUGGAGCAGGCUCUCGGGAUGCUCUUCUGGCAUAAGCAUAAUAUUGAGAAGUCCUUGGCUGAUUUGCCCAACUUUACCCCCUUCCCAGAUGAGUGGACUGUGGAAGACAAAGUCUUGUUUGAGCAAGCCUUUAGUUUUCACGGGAAAACUUUUCACAGAAUCCAACAGAUGCUUCCUGACAAGCCCAUAGCCAGCCUGGUGAAGUUCUACUACUCCUGGAAGAAGACGAGGACCAAGACCAGCGUGAUGGAUCGCCACGCUCGCAAGCAGAAGCGAGAGCGGGAGGAAAGUGAGGAUGAACUGGAAGACGCAAAUGGAAACAAUCCCAUUGACCUUGAGAUUGAUCAGAAUAAGGAGAGCAAAAAGGAGGCGCCCCCUACCGAGACCGUCCCUCAGAUCAAGAAAGAAAAGCACAGCACUCAGGCUAAGAACCGAGCCAAAAGGAAACCUCCGAAAGGGAUGUUUCUCUCCCAGGAAGACGUGGAGGCCGUGUCUGCGAACGCCACCGCGGCCACCACGGUGCUGCGCCAGCUGGACAUGGAGCUGGUCUCCAUCAAGCGCCAGAUUCAGAACAUUAAACAGACCAACAGUGCUCUCAAGGAAAAACUCGACGGGGGAAUCGAGCCGUACCGACUCCCCGAGGUCACUCAGAAGUUCAACGCGCGCUGGACCACAGAGGAGCAGCUGCUCGCCGUGCAAGCCAUCAGGAAAUAUGGCCGGGACUUCCAGGCCAUCUCGGAUGUGAUUGGGAACAAAUCAGUGGUACAAGUGAAAAACUUUUUUGUAAAUUAUCGACGCCGCUUCAACAUAGACGAAGUUUUACAAGAAUGGGAGGCGGAGCACGGGAAAGAAGAGACCAACGGGCCCAGCGGCCAGAAGCCCGUCAGGUCCCCGGAUGGCGCUAUCAAGGUCCCCGAGGAGGAGGAGGAGGCUGCUUCUGUUCUUGACGUCAGAUAUGCAUCUGCCUCCUGAGAAACUCAGGCAGCUUCCCGCGCUUGGUAUGGGCGCCUGUGUUACCCAGAUAUCAGGUAUGACAAGGCAUCACCUAGCCAUCUGCUCACAUCUGUGGACAAGCAGCUAUUACCAAAAAUGGCAACACUUCCGGUCCCGUGCUACAUCUGCCUUAAUUCUUUGCUCGUUCCUCCAUGUCGGCGCCACUAGCUGGAGAGCUCGUGCAUCUCACGCGCGGUCUACGCGCUGGGAUCUCGCGGCUGCACGGCGCCCUGGCCCGGGGCUGCCUCCCCAGGCGGAGCUCCGGGCCCCAUGGCAGCUCUCCCCAUCCUUCCGCCGCUUCAGAGCAGGUGGCCGCCUGGCAGGCACGCCUCUUCCUGCAUGGCCCGGAUCGCUCCUUUGUGCAUCAUGUCGUUCUCAGCAACUGGACCUGCUGGCUUCUAGAGGGUUCUCUGGUCCGGUUCGGAGGCCCCACCUAAGAGAUCAUGUUCUGGACAUCACCGUGUGUGCAGACUGCAUUGUAACCUUCAUCGUGCCAAACGUCCCGAUUCGGUCCUGCUUCCCGGGAGCGGGCAGUGAUGGCUGAUAAGCCAGUCCGCUGGCCCGCUCCCUCUGCCUGCCCGGCUGGCCCACAGCUGGCUCGCAGCAGCUCUCGUUGGACACGUAACUUAAAAGGAACGUGGACUCCACCCUCUGCCUUCAGCUCUCAGCAUGGCGACCCCAGGAUGGGUGCCGCCCUCUUCUUCCGCUCCCCCCAAAACCAACUCCAAGAGAUUGGGUCCGUACACUGCGCUGGUGCUGUGCACUUGGACUUGGUGCCUUCUCCUGGGGCAGCCGCGUUCUCAGUCCUGUUUCUGCUUCAGUGUCGUAGCUCCUUCGCGUCCAUUGCUUGCCAAAGAUGACAUCCCCGAGCGUAAGAGAGCCCGCCGCCGCGCCUGACGGAGCAGACUUAGGUGUCAGGCAGUCCACACGGGAACAGAGUAGCCGGGAGGGUUUCUCAAAGUGCACGUUGUUCCCCUCCUCCUGGGCAGCCUGGCUUCUGCCCGGCGCUCCACACCCCUUGGUCCUCAGGCCCGAUGAGGCCACACGGCCCCGCCCUCUCCCACAGCGUGGCACAGAGCGAGGCGUGAGCAGGUGGCUGGUGCUGGUGAGCCCGCGAUGAGAGCAAACAGCCCGCAGGGGUGUGCACUGCCUGGUUGGACUGGGUGCAAGUGAAACUUUCUAAGAAACGUCCCGGGACGUCCAGAGUCGCUUCUGCUCUCAGCCGACCCGGAGCGGCUGCGGGCUGUGGUGAGCCUGGCCCCCUCCCCCAGCGCCGCCGGCACUGGCCACGCUGCAGGAGCUUCUGUGGUCGUUUUCCCGUCAUUUAAACACUUUCCUGCUUUCAAUACCAAAAAAGAAAGAAGUGCGAGGCUUUAAGGCGCAUAAGCAGUUCUUAAGAAUUUAAAAUAUGCAAUUAAAAUGGGAUGUGUUUUGACUCUCAAGCACCUUGCCUUUUUUAAGUCAGCUGAUUUUAGGAAGAGGUCAGCUAGAAUCAUAGCUUGUUUGGAAUUGGACCUUUGGUUUAAAGGAAUCGACAAAGGUCAUUCAGAAGGGGCAGUAAGGUAGGACUUCCUGAGCUCGCGUCCUCUGUCCCUGCACUGGGAGUCCGGGCAGGGAGCGAGAUAACACUAGGAACCACCCACGCUUGGCCGCCUCUGCAUCGCAAGCCGGCUGUGUGAUUGCAAGUGCAGGGCACCGCGGGAGCGCUCAUACGUUUGCACAUCGCCGUGAGGGACACGGCCUGGGCAGGGGCUUUAGGCUCCUUGCUUCUUCUCGCGGCCUCCCUCCUCCCCGGUCAGCAGGGCCUCCUGCAGGGGCUCUCACUCUGCCUGCAGGUUGUCCUCCCCUCGGCCCAGGCUGUGUUCCUUGGGACCUGGUGCCCCUGGCCGCGGGAGCUUGGUGCCCGUCCUGCGGCGAGGCAGGGCCAGGCGUCGGCCUGCUUGGCACCACGUGCUCUUCGGUCUUCACCUGCUUCGGCGCCACCGCGCUGGUCUUCCCGCCGGCACAGCAGCUGACGUGGGCUGUCUCCCGGGGAAGGGGCCUGUGGUUUCCGUCCGCCAGAAGGAAGAGGCGGCGUCUUGGCCUGGCUGCUGGCUGCUGGCUGCUGGCUGCUGGCUGCUUCCUGCUUCGCCGGUUUCACACCUAAGAGCACGGUGUCCUCAGCUGUCCUCACUGUCUCUGCAAUGAUGUAAAUGCAAGAAACCACUUUGCUGAAAGCGAGUGACUGGUCUCACCGAUGUGAAGACCCUUUUAAACAUAUCAAGACUUCGGUGCAUCACAGGCGUGCGUGGGGCGGGAGGUCAGGGACCAUGUUCCCUCAGCUUCGUCUUCUUAAAGAGUAUCAAUGUGAAUGUCAUAAUUAUAUCUAUUUUUGUGCAAGAUCUCUCCUAAGUAUAAGUUAUUGUGCAAAAUAUAGUACCAUUGAAACAAAUGAUAGUUUUAGUUUAGAAAUCCUAAAAGAUAUAAAUUGUAUUGCGUAUGCAUUAAAAGUUUGUUUUAUUUAACUUUA